AUGUAUGCAAACCACGAAUACAGCCGUUUCCACGAGUCCUACUACGUGCAUCCAUGUUCAAUUGUACCUGAAAAAGAUGUGGUUUUCACCGAUAUAGUAGGCAAUGGUUUUUUAGUUCAAGUCAAGCGAUGGUGGCACGAUCUUUUUUUACUUUCGUUUUCGAGUGUCAGAUCUAGAGGCUUUUACAAUAGUUCACACGCGAUGAGAAUUGAAAGAUUUAGACAAUACAGAAAGUACCGUUCACGGAUACAUCCAAUGAGCAAAUUUUCUUACUUCUGGAACUGUGUUAUCGUCUUCGCCGUGCUGCUGACGAAGAUACUGUUUAGAUUUACUUCCUCAAUUUUAUUUGAGAUUAUUCACCGAGUGGCCCAUGGAUCUUAUAGAGAAUUAGCGUUGUUGUUAAAACCAGAGAUGUAUUUGAGUAACGAUAUUGUAGCCGAAGCUUGGACUCCAGGUCAGGGUUUAAUGAUAGUAGAUGUGGGUGUUUUGGCAGUAUAUACCGUUAAUUACGAAGAGACCGGCCAAUCUUAUCGAUGGUGA
Messenger RNA from Arctia plantaginis, 540 nucleotides. The record is from the annotation of a GenBank genome assembly. Lineage: Eukaryota; Metazoa; Arthropoda; Insecta; Lepidoptera; Erebidae.